Drosophila bipectinata is the source of this 2615-nucleotide messenger RNA. RefSeq names its product Sphingosine kinase 1 (gene Sk1). Lineage: Eukaryota; Metazoa; Arthropoda; Insecta; Diptera; Drosophilidae. The record is from RefSeq and is a predicted model, not a curated record. Gene Ontology annotation, biological process: sphingosine biosynthetic process; phosphorylation. Gene Ontology annotation, cellular component: membrane; cytoplasm; intracellular membrane-bounded organelle.
GCAUAAAGCAACAAUGCAAUCGUAAAACCAAAUCUCCAUUGAAAAUAAGGUUAGUUCACCCUCGCGCUUCGAAGUUUCAGUACGAAUUGUCGUGUCAAGCGCACAGGAAGCUCCCUCCCAUCCAUAUCGAUCUCGUCGUCGUAACCCGGAUCGGAUUCGGAUCGGAUCGUAGUACUCGGAUCGUAUAUAUAUAUAUACAUAUAUAUCCAAGCAAACUAUCUCAAAUGACGAACGAUCGCAUGUGGACAAACAAUUAAAUGUCAUAGAGAAGAGAAGAAGAGAAGAGACAAGAAACAUAAACAAAACAAAGAGUGGAAAGAAAACAGAGAAACAACACGGAAUGACGGCCAACGAAGCAAUAUCGGAGGAGACGAUGCUGAGGAAGCAGAGCAUAACGCCACCGGAGCCCACAACGCCAUCGUCCACCGUCUCCACCGGUUCGGAGUCGGAGCUGAGCGAGAUAUUCUUUGUGGAGAACAGCCGGCGGAAGCAGAGCAUCAAGAUCCAGGUGAAGCUCUGCCCGGAGGGGGUGUACCUGCGCCGGGAGACCGACGAGGAUGAUCACAUCAACGAGCAGCUGAUCCGGAUAGACGACAUCAUCGGGUCGAGGUAUGGGCCGCGUCUGAAGAAGAGGGCCCGGGGUGGACUCAACUCGUGCAAGAACCCCAACGGACCCGGGCAGGAGGCGGCGCCGGAGCCGGAUAGCGACAACAGUGCCUAUCUGUACAUCUAUGCGUAUCUGAAGAAGGAGAAGCCACUGCGCCGGGUCCAGACGUUGCGGAUACUGCGCUUCCGGUCCAGCAACGAUUACGGCGUGAAUCUGAAGACGGCGGAGACCUGGCACCACACCAUCCGGCAGCACAAGCGCACCAGUGGCUCCAGCUCACCGGCGGACACCGGGAAACAGCUGCUGAUCCUCCUGAAUCCCAAGUCUGGAUCGGGCAAGGGACGGGAGCUGUUCCAGAAGCAGGUGGCCCCACUCCUGACCGAGGCCGAGGCGCAGUACGAUCUGCAGAUCACCACACAUCCCCAGUACGCCAAGGAGUUUGUCCGGACGCGCAAGGAUCUGCUGGAACGGUACUCCGGGAUUGUGGUGGCCUCCGGGGAUGGGCUCUUCUACGAGGUGCUGAACGGCCUGAUGGAGCGCAUGGACUGGCGGCGGGUGUGUCGGGAGCUUCCCCUCGGCAUCAUACCCUGCGGCUCGGGGAAUGGCCUGGCCAGGAGCGUGGCCCACCAUUGCAACGAACCGUACGAACCGAAGCCCAUCCUGAACGCCACCUUGACGUGCAUCGCCGGCAAGAGCACACCCAUGGACGUAGUGAGGAUCGAGCUGGCGCCGCGGGACAAGCACUAUGUGCUGUACUCCUUCCUGUCGGUGGGCUGGGGCCUGAUAGCCGACAUCGAUAUCGAGAGCGAGCGCCUCCGGUCGAUUGGUGCCCAGCGCUUCACCCUGUGGGCCAUCAAGCGGCUCAUCACCCUGAGGACCUACAAGGGAAAGGUCUACUACCUACGGGCCACCACUCAGCCGCCAAAGAAAUCCGAGCCCGUGGUGGAGGUGGCCAAGGAGGCCAAAGAGGCCGAUGAGGCCGUGCAACUGCCCGCCACUCGAUCAUCGCUGCCAGUGACCGCCACCGAGUUCCGGGACCUGCCAGAGGAGGACGAGGACCUGGACGCCGAUCACUUCUCCGAUGCCAUAUCCCUGGACAGAUCGGUCUACCGGCAGCACGCCGACAGCUGGCACUCGGCCAUGUCCCGGCGCACCGCCUACUACUCGCUGGGCGGACCCAGUCUGCGCUCCAACCGCAGUCGGAUGAGCAUCACCCAGCGCAUCGAGGCGGCCAAUGCGGAGUUUGCGGAACUGGUCCCCACUGGCACCAUACCCGGCCUCCAGGUGCCCCUCUCCCCCGCCGACGGUUGGGUCUGCGAGGAGGGUGACUUCGUCAUGGUGCACGCCGCCUACACCACCCACCUCUCGUCGGAUGUGUUCUUCGCCCCGGAAUCCCGACUGGACGACGGUCUCAUCUACCUGGUGAUCAUCCGGAGUGGGGUGAGUCGCCACCAGCUGGCCAACUUUAUGCUGAGCUUGAAUACCGGCACCCAUCUGCCCGUCGGCGAGGAUCCCUUCAUCAAGGUGGUGGCCUGUCGGGCCUUCCGGAUCGAACCCACUGGUUCCGAUGGCAUACUAGUGGUGGACGGUGAAAAGGUGGACUAUGGACCGAUCCAGGCGGAGGUUAUGCCAGGUCUGAUCAAUGUGAUGACCACCAGUGGUGGUUAGUAGUACUGGGAACUGGAACACCCCUCCUUUUAGAGAUGAUACCUUUCCCAAUUUUGUACUAUAUAUUGUACUAUAUACUGUACUAUAUAUAUAUAUAUAUAUAUAUAGUGAUUAGGUAAUAACCAACAAAAUCUUGCCCGUCUCAACCUCGGAAACAACAUUCCAUCACAUCUAUAUACUUUUUUUUUUUAUAUAAACAUACCUAUAUACCUAUACCUAUAUAUAUAUAGUGUUUUUUUUUUGUAAUCCAAUCGGUUGAUAGUGUUACCGAUAUUGUUAAUUAUUUUAAGACCCAUUACACUUAGAGAAAUAAAGUGAAAUUCCAAAAAAUAUACUAAAA